CACUGGCCACCUCAGCCAGGCCAGGAUAGUUUCGUCAUUUACCAUCUAUCCAGAAGCUUCUCAUCUCCGAUAUCUCACGUCCCGGUUUCUGGUUAAAUAUAAGCCUCUCGCCCUCUUCACAACUUAAAAGAAGUUAUCUGAUUGGCCUGCGCUUUUGAAUAGGUUUCUCCCGGAGAUCGCUGAAUCGUUGGACGUCGAUCGCUUGCUUUCCUGGCCACGAUGUCUUACUCUAAGAGAUCAACUUAUUCUCGCUCGCCGUCGCCGUACAAGAGAUACGGCAGAUCUGUGUCCAGGUCUUUGUCAAGGUCAAGAAGCCGAUCAAGGAGCCCCUCUGUGGAGAACCCUGGCAACAAUCUCUAUGUGACAGGCUUGUCGCCUCGUAUCACAAAGAGAGACCUUGAGAAGCACUUCUCCACUGAAGGAAAGGUGACUGAUGUUCAUCUCGUUGUUGAUCCAUGGACGAGGGAUUCUCGUGGUUUUGGGUUUAUAACGAUGUCUACAGUUGAGGAAGCUGAGCGCUGCCUUAAGUAUUUGGAUCGAUCAGUGCUUGAAGGUCGUGUGAUAACAGUGGAGAAGGUAAAGUUUGCUGCCGUCUGUUCCUGAUGCUCAACGUCUGUAUAUAGCAAACUAAAUCUUGAGUCUCGGUGCUGAGUUUUCUGGAUGGUGUUACUUAUUAGCUAUUAUGACUUUGAAAGUUGUUUGCUCCUUUUUCCGUGUGAAGCUUUUGUGCCAACAGGUUAGCUGUGUGUAGCAGCUCUUCUCCAAAUUCAAAUAGCACAACUAAACACAACACAAAUCAAACACAACAGCAAUGUCAGACUGUGUUAGGGUUGUAUGCCCUUAAUUUCUCUCCUCAUUUUGGCGCUUUAGCUUAUCUGUUUUUUCGUUUAUUCUGUAAUUUUUUAGAAGAGACAUUAUUGGGGGAGGGGGAAGAAAGGCCCUUCUCCUUCAUUAUUCUCGCUGUGUAUGUGUGUAUUGCUAAUUUCGUCACUCAUUUGUCAUGGUAACUAAUUGCAGGCAAAGAGGCGGAGAGGCAGAACUCCUACUCCUGGAAGGUAUCUGGGACUUCGCACAGUGCAUGUGCGAAGGAGAACCAUUAGCACCUCACCUCCUCGUCGGUCCCCAAGUUAUUCUCCUUAUCCGAGAAGCAGAAGCAGAAGCAGAAGCAGGUCUACAUCUUAUUCAUCUGAUCGCAGUAGGAGCAGAUCUUAUUCUCGUCGCCACAGCAGGGUUCGAAGAUCGUAUUCUCGAUCUCCUGCUUAUUAUUACAGGCGCAGGAGAUCCUACUCUCGUUCACCACCAGUGUAUUACUAUGCACGCAGAAGAUCUUACUCAAGAUCUCCAUCACAUUACAGUAGCUCCUCCGUCAGGAGACGGGACAGAUCUUACACACCUUAUGAUUCACGAUAUAGCUCACCAGAUGAUCGGUAUGAAAGAAGAAGACGAGGACACUCUCGCUAUGUUUCUGAGAGGGAGAGGAGUUCAAGGAGAAACUAUACAAGCAGCGUCUCCCGCAGCCCAAUAAGGCGAUCCAGAAGGGAACAUUAUUCUCGAAGUAUUUCUAGAAGCCCGAGAAGGUACUCAUACUCGAGGAGGAGGAGCUACUCCCCAAGUGUUUCACCGGCAGCAAGGAGGAGCUCGAGGAAAAGUGUAUCAUCCGAGAGUUCCAGUUGGUCUUCGGAAGGUAGUUAUGGCCGAGAUAGGAGUUCCAACACUUCUAGUCUGGCUGCUAGUUCUAGAUCGGUUUCUAGGUCAGUGACCCCCAGUUCUACUCCAUCGUCUUGAGGACAAGUGGAAGUUUAGCUUAUUGGUGUGGUGAUGUUUUUUGUUUUGUGAGAACUUGGGACUGCUUUGCUAAGGAGUAUUGCUGCUUGCCUGUUUAUGAUAAUAAAAUGCAUAUGAUUCCUUGUUGGGGUCAUAUAUUGGUGCAUAGUU
Molecule: messenger RNA, 1935 nt
Organism: Linum tenue
Lineage: Eukaryota; Viridiplantae; Streptophyta; Magnoliopsida; Malpighiales; Linaceae
Source: the annotation of a GenBank genome assembly